Molecule: messenger RNA, 669 nt
Organism: Capsella rubella
Lineage: Eukaryota; Viridiplantae; Streptophyta; Magnoliopsida; Brassicales; Brassicaceae
Exons: 1
Coding region: 32-589 (185 amino acids)
Source: RefSeq, a predicted model, not a curated record
UCUGAAUCCUACAAGAAAAGGAAGAGGUGAGAUGACGACGAUGAUGUCUCUCCCCAAAAUGAAACUAUCUUGCCUGCAACCUCACCUCCAUUUUAGCAGUAGCAGAUCAUUAGCAGCAGCUCAAGCUUUUCCGAGCUCAACCAUAACUAACAGAACAUCAUGUCUUGUUCGGUGCGGCUCAGCCAGAAGAAGAUUAACUUCGAAAAGGAGCAGAAGCAGCAAGCUUGAAAAGGCACAACAACCUCUGGGUUUGGAUCGACACUGGAGACAUGCUGUGGUUGGUGGAGUCUCCGUAGGGUUGAUGAUGGCUUUGGUAUUGGGAAUGGAUGCAGAGAAAGCUAUGGCGCUUGGACCGGAAGGUCCUUUAAUGGAAGAGUUUUGGGACAACGUGAGAAGGUACGGUCUUUACGCUCUCACGGUCAGUACCGGAGCCCUCUCCGCCGUCUUUGAGCCUAUCUUUGAACUCCUCAAAAACCCAAUCUCCGCCAUUCUCAUUCUGCUCAUCUUAGGUGGAAGCUUCUAUAUCGUCUCCCAAGUUGUCUCCGCCAUGAUCGGUGUCAACGAGUUCGCUUAUGAUUACAGUUAUUAACCAACUAUAGUUUGUUUUGUUCUCUUCAUAAGCAUGCUCUUGUCUUUUUGAUCUAUUUAUAAAUUUUGUUACAGAAUCAA